AAUGUUCUUACAAGGUAUAUCCAUUAUACAAGAGAUAACUGCUUAGAAAUCGUGUGCCAUAAUGGUGCGAUUCACUUGUUUGCUUGCUUUCUUCCUCCUCGGCGCUCUUCUGCUGGCGACACCAGCCACAUGCUAUCCCAGGAUUGCUGGCAACUACUUCCUCGACGAUGGACCAUACGAGCCCGAAGAAAUCGUGGACAUGCUUAACCGCCUUGACAACUACCUCCAGCUUGAACGCAGAGUCGCUAACUACAAAGAUGUCAUUUCAAGCGAGAAGCGUGCCCUGGACCUCGGCCUGAACCGUGGCUACUCCGGUGCCCUUCACGCAAAGCACAUGAUGGGAAUCGCAGCCGCUAACUUCGCGGGAGGUCCUGGCAGGAGGCGACGCGACGCACACUAAAUCGCUUACAUUAAAGUCACAUGCGUGCUGAUACGACUUAUUAAACUCUCAACUAUCGUUUGUGUCAAACACAAAAAAAAAUGCUUUUGGUUACAAACAACAAUAGUAUCAAACGAUCGGCCUAUUGCUAACGUAGUGUAAUUCAAAUUCCUAUAUAGAGAUUAAAAUUACUAAUUAAACACCCUAUCUACCUAUAUUUCAUCUAUCUAUCUCUUCGGUAGUGUCAGUAUUUUUCGACUCAGUAUUAUAAUAUUGUACCUAGUGACUGCAUAAAUCGUUUUGUCUUUCCAUUGUAAAAAUUACGCUUUCGAUGUACCUACUUUGCUUUGUUAGUUAAUAUUAUCUACUUGUAAGAAACGUCGACUUUCCUAUUUAAAACGUAUGUGACAAAGUUUAGAAAAUAAAUAAUAUAAUUAUUUGGAUAAGUUACAAAUCCUUCUGUCUUAAAUUGUUGUCGAAAUAAAGAUAUUCGUAUUUUAAA
Colias croceus (clouded yellow) is the source of this 881-nucleotide messenger RNA. It is a transcript of the gene Dh31, whose product is annotated as diuretic hormone class 2. Gene Ontology annotation, biological process: body fluid secretion. NCBI's taxonomy places the organism in Eukaryota, Metazoa, Arthropoda, Insecta, Lepidoptera, Pieridae. The coding region runs from base 62 to 400 and encodes 112 amino acids. Gene Ontology annotation, molecular function: diuretic hormone activity; G protein-coupled receptor binding. The record is from RefSeq and is a predicted model, not a curated record. The transcript is spliced from 5 exons.